AUGUGGACCCCGGAUGAGAUUGCGCGCCUGUGUUACGAGCACUAUGGGAUCAGGCUGCCCAAGCAGGGGAAGCCUGAGCCCAACCGGGAAUGGACGUUACUGGCAGCUGUGGUGAAGAUACAGCCUAUAGCUGGCCAACCCCAUGACUGCCCAGACACACAGGUACAAGUGACAAAGGAAGUUGUCUCAAUGGGAACAGGAACAAAAUGCAUAGGCCAGUCCAAAAUGAGGAAGAGCGGAGAUAUCCUCAAUGAUAGCCAUGCUGAGGUCAUAGCCAGAAGGAGUUUCCAAAGGUACCUCCUCCAUCAACUUCACUUGGCGGCCACCCUGAAGGAGGACAGCAUCUUUAUCCCAGGGACUCAGAGAGGACUGUGGAAACUCAGACCAGGCCUUUCGUUCUUAUUUUUCUCCAGCCAUACGCCCUGUGGGGAUGCCUCCAUCAUUCCAAUGCUCGAGUUUGAAGAUCAGCCUUGCCAUCCUGUCAGUAGAGAUUGGGCCCAAAACCCACCAAUGGAAGCCAGUGGUAACCUGGAAGCUACUGAAGAUAAAAGGAACCGUGAAGACCCAGACGGUCCCGUGACCAAAAAAAUGAGGCUGGAGCCCGGAACUCCUGACAGAAAAGUCACCAACGGUGUGGCUCACCAUCAGAGUUUUGGCAAUCAGGGGAGUGUCAGCAGCUCUAACGUCACCUCAGAGGAGCUGGCCGCUGUUCCUGGGAUGGCCCCCAGGGGUCCCAAAGUGGUGGAUGUUUACAGGACCGGAGCCAAGUGUGUGCCUGGCGAAGCUGGAGACUCGGGGAAGCCUGGUGCUGCGUAUCACCGCGUAGGGCUGCUCCGAGUGAAGCCAGGCCGCGGAGACAGGACUUGCUCCAUGUCCUGCAGCGACAAGUUGGCACGGUGGAACAUCCUCGGAUGCCAGGGGUCACUGCUGAUGCACUUCCUGGAGCAGCCUGUGUACCUGUCGGCCGUGGUCAUCGGGAAGUGCCCGUACAGCCAGGAAGCCAUGCAGAGAGCGCUGGUUGGGAGGUGUCAGAAUGUCUCCUCUUUACCCAAAGGCUUUGGCGUUCGGGAAGUGAAAAUACAGCAGUCGGGUUUACUGUUCGAGCAGAGCCGCUGUGCAGUGCAGGCCAAAAGGGCCGACAGUCCAGGGCGACUUGUUCCUUGUGGAGCAGCCAUCAGCUGGAGUGCAGUUCCUGAGCAGCCAUUGGAUGUCACUGCCAGUGGCUUUCCGCAGGGAACAACAAAGAAGGGAAUCGGAAGCCUUCAGGCCAGAUCUCGAAUCAGCAAAGUGGAACUCUUUAGAUCAUUCCAGGAGCUGCUAAGCAGUAUUUCAGAGGACAAGUGGCCAGACUCCCUCAGGGUGCGGAAGCUGGAAACAUACCUGGAGUACAAGGAGGCUGCAUCUGCUUACCAGGAAGCCUGGAGCGCACUCCGGAAGCAGGCCUUUGGGUCCUGGAUCAGAAACCCCCCGGAUUACCACCAGUUUAAAUGA
Messenger RNA from Pipistrellus nathusii (Nathusius's pipistrelle), 1491 nucleotides. Lineage: Eukaryota; Metazoa; Chordata; Mammalia; Chiroptera; Vespertilionidae. The record is from the annotation of a GenBank genome assembly.